Messenger RNA from Rotaria socialis, 1470 nucleotides. The record is from the annotation of a GenBank genome assembly. Lineage: Eukaryota; Metazoa; Rotifera; Eurotatoria; Philodinida; Philodinidae.
AUGGGAUUCAAUCAGUCAAAAGUCAAAAUUGAGUCAUUAGAACGAAAACAAAAGUUACUUAUGAAACAGAAUGCUGAUAUGGAAAAACAGCUAGAUGUACAAGAAGAUGUUAGUAACCGACAAUACAAAACAACUUUUGACCAAAUGGCUGCAAUAUUAUUGGCAGUUGCCCGAUCGAAAGCAAAUGAAACAGUUAUAAACGAUGAAAAAUCCGAAAUCGAAAUAGCAGGCACCACAUAUGAGAUCAUUCAAUAUGUUAAUCGAGGUGGUUUCGGUACAAUAUUCAAGGCUAAAGUUAAGAAUACAGGUCGUAUAGUUGCUAUUAAAGUUAUAGAAAACGCACCCGGUAUAGAAGCAGAAAUCAAAAACGAAAUUAACUUUUUACGUUUAACAAAACGAAUUCAAAUUGAUAAUCAUCCAAUUAUUGAAUAUCGCGGCAGUCGAUUGACCAAGGACGGUAUUUUCAUUGCUAUGGAAUUUGCACUAUGUGAUCUUUACACUUUUUGGAAAAAUAAACCAUUUCCGGCAAUUGAAGAGAUCACCGUGUUUGGUAUGAUUAUUAUUGUUUAUGUACUGCGUGCUUUAGCAUUUCUCGAAAAAUUGCAUAUUGUUCAUGGCGAUAUAAAGCCACAAAAUAUUGUUCUUGUUCCAAAUGAACAAUAUUUUUGCAUUAAAUUAAUUGAUUUUGGUUCAGCGGAAAAGAUGAACACUCAACGUGCGCAACUUACAGUCGAUGCAGAGAAAGUUCAUAGUGCAUUUUUUGUUUCACCAGAAUUUUUGAAAUAUGAUUCAAAAAAUCGUGUGUCGAGACAACUUCACAAAACAUCAGAUGCAUGGGCAGCUGGUGUUAUGUUUUAUCUGUUGUUCUGCGGUGAAUUUCCGUGGAAUGAUGAAAGAACAUACAGACGAUUUUGUAAUGAUCCACAUGCUGAAGAUGUUGCUGUACCACAAGCUGGGGGUUACAGAAUGAUUAUUGAAUUGCUACUAAAGAAAAAUCCUAAUGAACGUUCCAGUGCCACGGAAACUCUUGUACAAUUAAAGGCACAUCCAGAAUUCGGCAAGAUUAUUGAGUCACUCCAUCAAAAUUUCUGUCCUGUUGAUGAUGUAUGUAACAUGACAGUACCAAAUGAUGUUCGAGAAGAAUUAAUAAAACUUGCACGCCCUGGCCAUUAUACUGGUAGCUUUGUUGCACUGCCGAACAAAACAACAGAUGAAACACGUCGUUCAUGUCGAUAUGGUCAAAGCUGUUACAGAACUGAUAGGGAUCAUCGCGAGAAAUUUUCACAUCCAGGCGAUUUGGAUUAUCGUGAAUCGAAAGUGCCUAGCAGUGGGGUUGCUGAAAAUAAAGAAUGUCGCUACGGAGCAUAUUGUUAUCGGUAUGCAAUACUUUGUUAUCUCAUAAAUAAUUUCGGCUACUUAACAACAGUAAUUAAUCAUACCGCAAUAUUAAUUCCAGUCUUCCCUCAGUGA